AUGCAGGUGCACAAUCUCCAAGUUUGUUUUACUGAGACACCUUGUAUAAAAAUGCCGGCUAACCGGCGAAGCUGCUAUGUUAUUUUGAAUUAUUAUUCCAAUUAUGACUCAUCCGCCGGUUCAAAAGUACAAUUUUAGUUCGAAAUAAAAAACAAAACACAAUUUUUCCUUGCCAUAAACUACUUUAUUUACAUUAUCUGCUAAAACUGUGAUAUGAUGUUUAAGUGUUCGACGAUAUUAACGACAUUAUUGUUGAUUUUUUUAAUGACAAUAAGUGUGGAAUCUGAUAGUUCUGAGGAUACUAACCGUUGUAAGGGAUUCGAAGAAUAUCGUGGACAGAUUGAUUGUAAAUACAAUCCAGAUGAUUAUUUAGAUGUUCCUCAAAUUAUUGCUAGGCAUGGAUAUCCGGUAGAAAUUCACAUCGUCACUACUAGUGAUGGGUACUUACUAACAUUACAUCGUAUAAUAGGUUCCAAAAAUGGAAUAAAAGGGAAACAACCGGUACUGUUAAGCCACGGUGUACUGGGAAGCAGUGCUGAUUGGAUUUUGGAUGGAGAUACUGCCUUAGGGUACCUCCUGGCUGAUAAUGGAUAUGACGUUUGGAUGAAAAACGAUAGAGGAAAUAUAUAUUCCAAAGGGCAUGUUUCAUUACCAAAUUGGAGUGCACAAUAUUGGAAUUUUAGUUUUCAUGAAAUGGGAAUUUAUGAUUUACCUGCAAUUGUUUCCUAUAUUUCAAAUGUUACAGGCAAAGGUGGAGAUCUUCUUUACAUCGGACACUCAAUGGGAACAACACAAUUCUUCGUUUUUUCAUCCCUUUUUCCCAAACUAGCCGCCAAGCAUAUUAAAUUAAUGGUUGGAUUAGCUCCCACUGCUUACAUGACUCAUAUAAGAUCACCAAUAAGGUACUUAGCUCCCUUUUCGAACGACUUAAAUUGGCUAGCAAAGCAUUUGGGAAUUACAGAGAUAAAACGAGAGAGCAAAUUUUUCGAGAUGUUGACGUUUAUUUGUGAGACGUUUCAAAGUAAAAAAAUUUGUUCUAAUGUGCUAUUUCUGCUUUGUCCUUCAGAAAGAAAUGAAACGAAUACUGCUAUACUUCCGACAAUUUUCGCCCACGAUCCAGCUGGUUCAUCUGUCAAAAAUUUCAUCCAUUAUGCACAAGAAAUAAAGGACCAUGGUAACUUCCAGUAUUUUGACUAUGGUGCUAAGCAAAAUAUGAUUAUAUAUGGCAAUGCUACACCACCAUCAUAUCCUAUUAAAAAUAUUCAAGUUCCUAUUUACCUAGUGUAUGCUCCUAAUGAUAUGAUGACUAGCUCUAUAGACGUACUAAGGCUAUCGAAGAAACUAAGAAAUCUUGCCGGUUUGUACAAGGUACCUGAUAACGAUUUCACCCAUUUAGACUAUAUUUUUGGCAAAUAUGUCUAUCAGUUAGUUUAUAAGCCCAUAUUAAAAGUAUUACGUAAUUAUACAGAUGUGUGAUUAUAGUUAUAUUUUUUUUUAUUUUUUGUUAAAUUUAAUUGAGUGGUGAAAAAUUCUGAGAGAAGAUAUUAUUUUCUAUGACCAAAUGCUGUAUAUAAAUAUACAUACAUAUAAUAUAUAGGUACAGUUAAGUCCUUGAAUCUUUACCCGUGCGUCAUCAUUUAAAGCAUACGAAAUAAGUCGGAAAUUGAAAUUUACUAAACGCAACAGCAAGUCACUUACUGUCAUUUGCUGUUGCGUUUAGUAAAUUUCAAUUUCCGACUUAUCAUCGACUUAUUUCGUAUGCUUUAAAUGAUGACACACGUGUAAAUAUUCAGGGACUCAACUGUAUAUAGUGGCAUAGUAUAAAAUUAUGAUUAUUGGUCACGUGGUAAUCUCUUUUAUUUUGGAGGACGAUCUUAUGGGUAUACUUUAUAUUUUGUGAUUUGUAAAAUUUGCGUCACCAGUAGAAACAACGAAUACAUACGAAUAUAUUAUGUGUCUAUAGUCGUUGGUCGAAAUUACCUCCAUGUCAACCUUCCCAGUCAAUAGUAAAUGACUCAAAAUAAUAGAUAUGUAGUCUUUACAAUAUUUUAAUAAAAAAGUGGUAGGUCAUAUUAUAACUGUAAUAGUCUGGGCAGAUUAUCGGAGAAUAGGCCAUUUUUGGGAAAAGUUAUUUACCAGCAAUUUUAUUGCUGGAAUCAAAUCUUUUGAUUGUAUAUAUUAACAAUAUAGGUAUGCAAAGUCCGCAGAUAGUGUGCUACUUUUUUUUAUAAACAAAAUGGCGCCCGAAAAUCCCGUUUUUUUUUCAAUUUUUGCUCUAUAACUCCAAAGAUUUUAACUUUACACCAAAAACACCCAAAUAAAAAUUCACCGUAAUUAAAUUCUGCAUAGAGACGUGUUUUUCCCGAUUUACUUCAUGGAAAAUUUUACCCGGAAAAUGCGGGUUUUUCCAACAAAAUCUUUAAUUUUUAACUAAAAUUUUAGAUAAGUAAUUGUUUAUCAAUAAUUCAACAACUUGGUAAUAUAAAAGCUAUUUUCGUGUAGAUUAUAAUUCCAGAAGUCGAUGGAAAUUGAAUGAACAGUUUAGCAACAAUUGAAUUGUUAAUAAAAAUUUACGGUCGCUAUAAUAACCACAAUAAUUAUGAUACAUAAGAAUAACUAUGAUUUUUCUAUAAAAAGACACUAUACCUAUCUAAUGCACUUUACAGAAUUGAAAUUGGACUAUUUAAGCGGCCUCAGGAAUAUUUUUAAAAAUAAUAAACAAUUUUGUGGCUUAUAAACAAAUAGAAUAUCUCGGGGAAUAUUAAAUUAAAUCAUGAAAACGGUAUUAGAGAAAAAGCGGCAGUACGCUUCUUUUAAAAGAAAAAACGUUUAAUUGUGAUGAGUGGUUCCUGAGAUACAACCGGUCAAAGUUGACCGGCAUUUACGGCAAAGAUAUAAACACUAAGAUCAUAAUUUUCGAACCUUCACCUUUUUAUUUUUGUCCUAUUUCUCCAUAUCAAUUUUCAUAUCUUUAAAUUACUGAUAACAUAUAUUAUUAUAAUAAAAACUAUCGAUAUGACGAAUGAAAAUUGACAAAAAUAGCAAAAUUCCAAUCAAAAAUUAGGUUGGAGAAAAUGUAAUCUCAAAGUUCAAAAUCGGUAUACGUUAAAAAAAUGCAUUUUCUCGGCUUCCCAUGGAGCAAUUUUCUUCAUUCUUUUUUUGUUCCCAAGUAACUCGAUUAGAUCCAUCUAACUAACGCAUUAUUAAAUGUCAAACUUGGUUUGUUUUGUUACAGUAGAUUAAUUUGAUGGGAAGCCGAGAAAAUGCAUUUUUUUUAACGUAUACCGAUUUUGAACUUUGUGAUUACAUUUUCUCCAACCUAAUUUUUGAUUGGAAUUUUGCUAUUUUUGGCAAUUUUCACUCGUAAUAUCGAUAGUUUUUAUUAUAAUAAUAUAUGUUAUGAGUAUUUUAAAGAUAUGAAAAUUGGUGUGGAGAAAGAGAAUAUAAAUAAAAAGGUGAUGGUUCGAAAAUGAUGAUCUUAUUGUUUAUAUCUUUGCCAUAAAUGCCGGUCAAUUUUGACCGGUUGUAUCUCAGGAACCACUCAUCACAAUUAAACGUUUGUUCUUUUAAAAGAAGCGUACUGCCGCUUUUUUUCUAAUACCGAUUUCACGAUUUAAUUUAAUUUAUUAUUUCCCGAGAUAUUCUAUUUGUUUAUAAGCCACAAAAUUGUUUAUUAUUUUUAAAAUAUUCCUGAGGCCGCUUAAACAGUCCAAUUUCAAUUCUGUAAAGUACAUUAGAUAGGUACAAUGUCUUUUUAUAAAAAUAUCAUAGUUAUUCUUAUGUAUCAUAAUUAUUAUUGUGGUUAUUAUAGCGACCGUAAGUUUAUAUUAACAAUUCAAUUGUUGCUAAACUGUUCAUUCAAUUUCCAUCGACUUCUGGAAUUAUAAUCUACACGAAAAUAGCUUUUAUAUUACCAAGUCAUUUAAUUAUUGAUACACAAUUACUUAUCUAAAAUUUUAGUUGAAAAUUAAAGAUUUUGUUGGAAAACCCGCAUUUUCCGGGGAAAUUUUUCGUCGAAGUAAAUCGUGAAAAACAUGUCUAUAUGCAGAAUUUAAUUGCGGUGAAUUUUUAUUUGAGUGUUUCUGGUGUAAAGUUAAAAUCUUUGGAAUUAUAGAGCAAAUAUUAAAAAAACACGAUUUUCGGGCGCCAUUUUGUUUAUAAAAAAAGUAUCACACUAUCUGCGGACUUUGCAUACCUAUAUUAUUAAUAUAUGCAAUCAUAAGAUUCGAUUCCAGCAAUAAAAUUGCUGGUAAAUAACUUUUCCUUGUAUUUUGCUAAUUAGCUCAGAGUAUAAUAGUUUUUAUCAGAUCGGUAUAAUUACUUCUUAAUUUUCUAAAAAAAAAGGUUUUGCUCAUUUAUAAUGAGUCUAAUUUAAACUUCAAUAUUGUAUGGAAUGAUAUUUAGAGUAGAAUAAGCUAUUUCUCAGAAUUCUUGGCCACAUUUAAUUUUAAUCUUAGUGUAAGGAAAAGGAAAUAAACUUUAAAAAUCUG
Molecule: messenger RNA, 4490 nt
Organism: Diabrotica virgifera virgifera (western corn rootworm)
Lineage: Eukaryota; Metazoa; Arthropoda; Insecta; Coleoptera; Chrysomelidae
Product: lipase 3-like
Exons: 4
Coding region: 214-1476 (420 amino acids)
Biological process (GO): lipid metabolic process
Molecular function (GO): hydrolase activity, acting on ester bonds
Source: RefSeq, a predicted model, not a curated record